Ambispora gerdemannii is the source of this 1215-nucleotide messenger RNA. The record is from the annotation of a GenBank genome assembly. Lineage: Eukaryota; Fungi; Glomeromycota; Glomeromycetes; Archaeosporales; Ambisporaceae.
AUGAAAAACAACACGCUAAAGAAUCCCGAAGAGCAACAACAAUUAAUACAAGAAAACGAAAUGUUAAAAAACGAGUUGAAAAACUUAGAAGAAUUUAUUACCAAAUUAAAACAAACCAUUGAAAAUAAUGAGAAAAUACAUAACGCCAAAACAAAAGACUUAGAAAAACAAGUAUCGGAUAAAACAAAAGAAGUCGAGGAGAAAUCAGAAAAAGUGGAAAAAUUAGGCAAUGAACUCGUGAGUAAAGAAGCGAGAAUUGAGGAACUAGAAAAGCAAUUGAAGGAAAGAGAUGAAAGGCUAGAAAAAGUUCAAAACGAACUUUUGAAUAGAGAAAAAAAGAGCGAAGAGAUGGAAAAAAAUUUUUUGGAAGAAAAGAACAAAAGUGAAAAGUUGUGGGCAAAGUAUUUAACUUUUAAAAAUUUGCCUUCUUUACCUAAGGAAAAAGCAAACUUGAGCAAAUUAAGAGUAAAAAUAAAAACUAACCUUCAGAAGUUAAUAAAAAAAGAAAACACUCAGAAUCAAGAAAUGUUUGCUCAAGUGGAAUUAGAAAAUGAAGAUAAUAAGUCUGUUAAGCAAAUAGUAACUCGUGUUAAAUCAACCAGCAGAUGGAUUUCAGACGAUGUAGUCUGUGAAGAAUGUGAAGAAAAGUUUUUUAAUGAUGAGAUACCAAAAUGCGAAAGAUGUGGAAGAUUGCAAACUAAAGGAUAUAAGGACUUUUUUAGUGGCAAAUAUACCUGUUAUUGUGUUAGUUUUGAUGAGAAUUUAGAAGAAAAAGAACUUCCAUCUGUGCCUUAUGAAAGCCAAUCUACUUUUUACGAACGGCAAAUAAACGCUUUGCAGGAAGAAAAAAAUCAAUUAGCUGAGGAAGAAUUAUUGGAUAAAAUAGCCAAGUUAGAAAAGGAAAACGAAGCAUACAAAGAAGAAAAUAAACAAUUAAAAAAACUAAAUGGAAUAGAACUUUAUGAAAAGCAAAUUGAAGAAUUAAAACAACAAUUAGCCCAACUAACUUCGCAGCAACAACAAACUGCUCAAAUAGAAACUCCAGCUAAAGAUAAUAAACAAAAUCCGACUAAAACCCCUCAGCAGCAAGCAGAAUUAGCCGCUAAAAAGAAACAAUUAUCCGAAUUAUUAAAAAAAGAAAAUAGUUCUACUAGCAAUGCUAAACCAAGUGAUAAAACUACUCUUUAUAUUGACGGAGGGGUACUUUACUUUUAA